GGAACUGCUGCACAGGAGCGCGUGUUUCUGCUGGGGUCAGUUUCGGUGUGACGCUGAGUCGGCGAAUCUGAUGCAAGCUGAAUGAAUUACAGCAACGCGACACAAACCGCUGGAGAUGUCGAGUCCUCUGGAUCUGUACGAGUGUGUGACGGCGCAGGGAGAAACCGUUCGCUCCAUAAAAGCCCAGAAAGGGUCUAAAGAGGAGGUGGACGCAGCGGUGCAGGUGCUGCUGCAGAUGAAGCUGGACUAUAAGCGUGUGACGGGGCAGGACUAUAAGGCUGGAUGUCCACCGCAGGACGGGGCAGCACCGCAGGAUGGAGCGGCACCGCAGGACGGGGAGGACCAGGUGGACCCCUGGAGCGUCUCCUCCAGCAGCGCUAAAGGAGUGGACUACGACAAGCUCAUCGUGCGCUUCGGCAGCAGUAAGGUGGAUCAGGAGCUGGUGGACAGAAUCUCUCGACUCACAGGGAAAACACCACACCGCUUCCUGCGCAGAGGAAUCUUCUUCUCACACCGAGACAUGCAUCAGAUCCUGGACGCCUUCGAGCAGCAGAAGCCCUUUUAUCUGUACACGGGCCGCGGACCCUCGUCACAGGCCAUACAUGUGGGUCACCUCAUCCCCUUCAUCUUCACCAAGUGGCUGCAGGACGUGUUUGACGUUCCUCUGGUCAUCCAGCUGACGGAUGAUGAGAAGUACCUGUGGAAGGACCUGACGCUGGAGGAGUGUCGGCGCUUCACCGUGGAGAACGCCAGAGACAUCAUCGCCUGCGGGUUUGACGUCAACAAGACCUUCAUCUUCUCUGAUCUGGAAUAUAUGGGGGCGAGUCCUGCCUUCUACAGAAAUGUGGUGAAGGUCCAGAAACAUGUGACUUUUAACCAGGUUAAAGGCAUCUUCGGCUUCACAGACAGCGACUGCAUCGGGAAGAUCAGCUUUCCAGCCAUUCAGGCAGCUCCAUCCUUCAGUAACUCGUUCCCGCAGAUCUUUGGUGACAGGAAGGACGUCCAGUGCCUCAUUCCAUGUGCCAUCGAUCAGGAUCCAUACUUCCGCAUGACGCGUGACGUGGCUCCUCGUAUCGGGUACCUGAAGCCGGCUCUUCUUCACUCCACCUUCUUCCCGGCGCUGCAGGGGGCGCAAACUAAGAUGAGCGCCAGCGACGCCAACUCCACCAUCUUCCUUACCGACACGCCCAAACAGAUCAAAAACAAGGUAAACAAACACGCGUUCUCCGGCGGGAAGGACACCAUCGAGGAGCACAGGAAGUUGGGUGGAGAUCCAGAUGUGGACGUUUCCUUCAUGUAUCUGACGUUCUUCCUAGAGGACGAUGAACAGCUGGAGAAGAUCCGACAGGAGUACAGCAGUGGCGCCAUGCUCACCGGGGAACUGAAGAAGAGUCUGAUCGACACGCUACAGCCCAUCAUCGCUGAACACCAGGAGAAACGCAAACAUGUGACCGACGACAUCGUCCAGCAGUUCAUGACUCCACGCAAACUACACUUCAGCUGCUAGACUGACCCCAGAACAGUCCAAUAAAGCGCUUCAGUAACCCAA
Messenger RNA from Danio aesculapii, 1549 nucleotides. RefSeq names its product tryptophan--tRNA ligase, cytoplasmic (gene wars1). NCBI's taxonomy places the organism in Eukaryota, Metazoa, Chordata, Actinopteri, Cypriniformes, Danionidae. The transcript has 11 exons. Gene Ontology annotation, cellular component: cytoplasm. Gene Ontology annotation, biological process: tryptophanyl-tRNA aminoacylation. The record is from RefSeq and is a predicted model, not a curated record. The coding region runs from base 116 to 1507 and encodes 463 amino acids. Gene Ontology annotation, molecular function: tryptophan-tRNA ligase activity; ATP binding.